AUGGUUGUUGAGAAUAAAACUGAUGUGUUUAGCUUCAUUCUCCUAGGUUUUUCCAGUGUUCCAAGACUCCAUCCACUACUUUUUACAAUUCUGUUUUUGGUCUAUAUUGUCAUUCUUUUGUCCAAUGGCCUCAUUGUUGCAAUUAUUAAUGCCAACAAGAGUCUUCAUACCCCUAUGUAUUUCUUUCUGGUACAUUUGUCUUGCUUGGAGAUUUGUUAUACCUCAGUCACUACGCCAAAGAUGCUUGAGAACUUGCUGGUGAAGCCAACCACCAUUUCAUUUAUGGGAUGUGCUGCACAGCUGUUCUUCUUCCUAUUUUUUGGGGUGUCCGAGUGCUUUCUCUUGGCAUCAAUGUCUUUUGACAGGUAUGUGGCAAUAUGUAGACCUUUGACUUACCACAUCAUCAUGAACAAGAAAUUUUGUCUAAAGUUGGUGAUUAUGUCAUGGUUCUGUGGGAGUGCCGUAGCACUAGGACAUACUACUUUGAUGUUCAACUUGCCGUUUUGUGGGAUUGCCAUAAACCACUUCUUUUGUGAGAUUCAACCACUCUUUGAAUUGGCCUGUGGAAAUACCUUUCUGUAUGAGAUUCAGGUUAUUGCUGUGGCUGUACUGGCAGUUAUGAUGCCGUUCUGGAUGAUCAUCCUCUCGUACAGUUGCAUCCUCAUCACCAUUGUCAAGAUGCCAUUAUCACACAACAGACAGAAAGCUUUCUCCACUUGUUCCUCACACCUCUUGGUAGUGACCCUUUUCUAUGGCACAGCAGGCUUCAUGUAUCUGAGGCCAAAAUCAAGCUACGUGCCCUCGAUUGACAAAUUGUUGUCUCUGUUCUAUGCUAUCGUGACUCCGUUGCUGAACCCUAUUAUUUACAGUCUCAGAAACAAGGAGCUCAAAGGAGCCCUGUGUAAACUCUGGAAGAAAUGUAUUUCCCAUUGA
Sphaerodactylus townsendi is the source of this 933-nucleotide messenger RNA. Its product is annotated as olfactory receptor 10A3-like. The record is from RefSeq and is a predicted model, not a curated record. Lineage: Eukaryota; Metazoa; Chordata; Lepidosauria; Squamata; Sphaerodactylidae. Gene Ontology annotation, biological process: G protein-coupled receptor signaling pathway. Bases 1 to 933 code for a protein of 310 amino acids. Gene Ontology annotation, molecular function: G protein-coupled receptor activity; olfactory receptor activity. Gene Ontology annotation, cellular component: membrane. The transcript has a single exon.